GAGAAGAGGAAGAAGGAGUGAAGAACAAGCGAGAUAGAUCAAAUAUGGAGGCAGUGUAUCUAUUGUGCUCCAUUAUCUACAAUUCCGUGACUUCUUCGAUUCUUUCUAUCCAUCUCCUCUACCGCUUUCUCCUACGAGCAUUCAGCACCGUCUCCUCUUCUUCUUCUUCUCCUUCUCAUCCUCUCAAUGAGGAAGAAGAAGAAGAAGUGGCUCUGUAUGAAGGUUCGGUUUGGCAUGAACGCAGGCGUCCCGUCCAUCACUCUUUUCGAUACCCAGUUCGAUACGCCCUCAUCUACCUUGAUCGUGCAAAACCUGACACGCUCCUCAACCACUUCUCCGCUGAUCAAGCUCGCAAAAUCACUGCAACCACCGGACCCGUGUUCCUCCUGACAAUUCCUAAAAGUGUGGGAUAUGAACAAAACCCAUUGAGUGUGUAUUACUGCUAUGAUCUUGAAGGUUCUAUUCAAUGCUUGAAGAAGUGCAUUGCUGAGGUAACCAACACACCAUGGGGUGAAAGAGUGUCCUUCAUUUUCAAUCCUGACUCAGAUUUAGUGGCAAAGCCAUUGCAUGUCAGUCCUUUUAUGGAUAUGCUCGGGAAUUGGAAAAUGAAAGCUAAUGCACCUGGCGAGCAUCUUUUUUUAGCAAUUUCUGUUCAACACCCAGAGCUUGGUGACUACUUCACAGCUACUUUGACUGCAAAAAGAGUGGCAUCCACAUCUGAAGGGUUAAUAUUCUUCUGGUUGAUGCCUCAGAAGGUUGCAGUGUGGAUAUACUGGCAGGCCCUUAAGCUGUGGUGGAAAAAUGUUCCCUUCGUACAGCAUCCAAGGUACUUCAACUCGAAAUACAGGGAAGAAGCUUCAAUGCGUGACAGGAAACUGCAAUGCCCUCAGGUUCUUGGAAAAGGAGAGGAUAGCUGUGCUCAGUUUGAGAGCAGUUAUUCGGCUUGUUCGGAUGGCAUAAAUAGCAGAGAUCGUUGGUGUGUGUGGAGAGAUGCUCGAUGGCCAUGGUCCUGAACAUUUGUGAGUCCAUGUGUAAAUUAUUUCACUCUGUCCUAUUUUAAGAUCCUUCAAAAUAUUUCCUUCUUCGUGUUUCAAUAAGAAUUCCUUGUGUAACUGAAACAACGAGGAUAGAUUAGUAGUCUAAAGUAAAGAAACUGCAAAGGGUGUCAUAGUCAACUUCCAAUUUCAACCUUUGGUACAGCACAAAUGAUCCCCCCCCCCUCCUCUUUCUGGAAUGAAUGCUACAAGAUGAAAUCUUGUUAUACAGUGUCAAAGUUAUCCAGGUAAGAAAUUUCCACAAAGGGAAGAUGGAAUUCUUUUGUUGGGUUGAAUAAGUAUUAUAACAACUACCAUUAUGUGAAAUUCUAAUAAUUUCUAUGCACUUUUGUGUGGAUGAAUCCUGGAUUUAGGGUUU
Messenger RNA from Telopea speciosissima, 1413 nucleotides. RefSeq lists its product as uncharacterized. The record is from RefSeq and is a predicted model, not a curated record. The coding region runs from base 45 to 1013 and encodes 322 amino acids. Lineage: Eukaryota; Viridiplantae; Streptophyta; Magnoliopsida; Proteales; Proteaceae. The transcript has 6 exons.